Messenger RNA from Cyphellophora attinorum, 1314 nucleotides. RefSeq lists its product as uncharacterized. The transcript has a single exon. NCBI's taxonomy places the organism in Eukaryota, Fungi, Ascomycota, Eurotiomycetes, Chaetothyriales, Cyphellophoraceae. The coding region runs from base 1 to 1314 and encodes 437 amino acids. The record is from RefSeq and is a predicted model, not a curated record.
AUGACACCCGCCGAUACUGGAGGAGCCGCACAUCGCGUUUUGAAGAGGGUCGUUGAUAAAUCUUCGCGAGUGCAGGACGUGGUCAACGAUGUUGAUCUGGACGCACUCGCAGCGGAAAUCAUUUCCCGCACAACGGUGAACUCGCUGCCCGAGAUACCUGCAAAGCUCCUGCCCAUUCAACAGCAAUAUCUCGAAGCUGUACGAACGAACAAGCAAGCAAGACUCAAGUAUGAUCAAGCUGCUGCGGAUGCGAAAGCUUGCGGCCGCCAUGUCAAGCUCGAGGCAGACUCAACCCCGAAGCCAAGUUUGUUCGACCACUUGAAUCUGCUGAGACAGCAGCGUUUGACUAAGAGCCUCGCUGUCCUCCAAAGGUACAUGGGCGAAGUAGAGACACUGUCCAUAGAUGCGACAGCAUUUGACCCGCUCGCUGUGACUGCAGAGAAUGAUAUCGAUACGAGCCUUAGCCUUGCGCAAACAGAGUCAUCAGUCCUUCAGAAACAGCUGAAAGACUGCACACGUAAGCUGGAGAUUGCUGUCAUUGAAGCUGACAACCAGGCCAAGUCCUCCAAAGUCCAUCUCGACGCGGCUCAAGCGCCAGACACAGGGCCAGCUCGUACCGAUUCCGUCUCGCAGCUUCGUGGUCUCACCGCAGUGCGGGACGAAUUGACGACCUGGUUGGAAGAGAGUCUCGCUGCGUGCGUUUCCCUCCCCAACGAGAUUUUCGAUACUGGUCCGCAAGUCGACGAGAUCACGACCGAAGACGUUCAAUCCGAGUACAGCUCAUACAUUGUUGCUCGCCAAGAUCUUAUAAACUCCAUGGCAUCUUUGUCGCAUCAACAGUCACAGCCUACAGUCAACGCGCAUUCAGUCUCCGGGUCUGAAGCACUAGCCAACGAUCUACGAACUACCACUCCAGAAGACACGGCCUACGACGACGAGCACGCCUACUUUCACCACCAGUCGCUCACUUCCAUCGGACAAGCCAACAUUCACGCCCAGCAGUCCCUUCAAAGCGAACAAUCGGCGACACUUGAAGUGCUCCGACGCCUCGCCGACGAAAGUCAGCUGCUCCCUCAAUACCCGAUUCUUUCCAAGUCCAACAGAUUCGGACGACUGGCAACCCAACUGGGCACGCGAGCAAUUCGUGAAGCAGACGACGAAGUCACUGAUCAGAUACACAUCUGGGCAUUCGCGAUCGACGCUGCAAGGCAGACUACAGAGGGCGCUGUGGCAGCGCAGAUGAAAGAGGCGGAGGCGGCGCUGAAUGAGGCUGAGGAGGUUUUGGAGCAAUUGAAGCUGUUGCAGAAUGGAUGA